CUCUGUAGUUAUAUAUAUAUGUCUUGCUAUACUUUAUUGGUUGACUUAUUCGAAAUUUAAACAAUGUACCAUUUAGGUAGCUUAAUUGUAAUCCGAAGAAGAUUUAAUUUCACUACUAAUAUUAAUCUAAAAUGCCCGACGUAGAACGGCUUCAAUUUCAAUCAUUUCAUUGAUCCGAAUAAAGCUUAAUUAAAAUUUCAAGAAUUUCUUUAUCGUUUCAAUUCAAAUAAUUUAAUCAGUCUAAACAAGGCUCGAUUUCACAAUAAAAUUCCAUUUUUAUCCCAAUCGUUAUUAACGCAAACGUGUUUGCGAUUAAUUUAUUAGCACUGCAAAUGUUAUUUUACGUUACGUUGGAAUUGACAUUGAAACGACGAGGCUAUAUGGAUGUACAACCAGGCGUCAACAAGUCCAACAAGAAACAUCGCAACGUCUCAAAUAAAUCCACCUCACCUACAAUACCAUCGAACCACCUUCCAAACACAAAAAAUCCAUCAAACAGUUCACAUGUGAGGUCAGAUCUCUCCUACGCUUGAAACAUGACAAUUUCAUCUCCGUACAUUCGCGUUGCAUCAUAGGAUUUCGGAUCAAGAACGAAACGAAGUUGUCUUGUUCCCUGUCGGAGAAAUCCACGAUGAAGAAGCGAUCAUCCGGCGCGGUUGAGCGUGCGUGACCACGAAGAAACCACGAAGAUACGACGCCGGCCAAAGGUUCCGCCGAUCGACGAUUAUCCAUCGCCAGUCGUUCCAGUGAAUCGUCUGCAUAGACUUCGUUCGCGCGCACCACGCGACACAUUUAUCGUCGUUUUAACCAGCGAAAUCGGCCUGCUACGGAAUCGCCUGGUGGCGUGAAAAAAGACAAAGGAAGUUCCUCCAGAGGAACCGGACCGGUGUCCGGCGUUCGAUCGACGCCAUCGUUCGACCAGAUCGAAUUUAAUCAUGGAGGAUGAAAGCAGUACGGCCAGUCACCCAAAGAAAAUACAGGAUGGAUAGAAUCGCUGAUUAUCGCGACGGUACAGACUUCCGUGGGUCAGAAAUUGUUCAAACUCAUAGACUCGUUUCUAUGGGUCAUCGAAAAGACCGCACAAUGGAGCUUACCGAGUCAGGAGAUCGCGAUAGGUACAGGAGAGUGGUAAGAUAUUUGGGAAGUUAGAACUCGUGAGACCUCUGCCGUGGCUUCUCUUCCUGCCGGGAUUAGUGAUCCUCCGAAUGAUCAGAAUUGGGCUCAACAUGGGUGCUUAUGUUCUGGGAUAUCCAGAAAUACAAGCGAGUGGAAUGGUGAAAUUCGUGCAAAGGACUCGCAGGCGGUUAAGAGCGAUGAAUCUCAGGGCAAUGAAAUCCAAGCGCAGAGUGUUCCCGAAGGACAGGACGAUGAUCGAAGCCAAGAAGGCCUUAAUCAGAUCUAUCAGAUUGACUCUGUCGACUUUAUCUUGUCUGGACACGUCUAAGUCGUCACAUUCGCCGCCACCGACGAAAAUUCGCAUAAGUCACAUGGAUCUCGAACCAGGCCGACGAACAUCAGACUCUUUCGACAGUCCGACACACCACGACUCAAAGCGUAAAUAUUCUGAACUCAGUUCGGAUGAUGAGAGUAUCGACGAGUCAACAAACGCGAAACUUGACAGGCUGGCAGACUUCGGGAGCACGGAUGAUACCACUUUCAAUCGAAAGAGGACAUUUUCUGGCUUGACGUUUGGUCGGACAUGUUUGGUGAAUUUUCAGCCUGUCGAUUAUACCACAAGCAGCACGGAGAGCAGCGAAAACGGGGAGGAAGAUGUGUCUCUAGCAGAAUUGAAGAAACUUCGGCGGGAGGCUAGAGCAUUGAUCGAGAGCAGAGAGAAGAUCGAAGAUGAGAAACUGAAUCGGCCAGUGUACACUAUUAGAAAUGUGUUGCAGGGUUCGAGUUCGAAGAACGUCGAGAAGGCGAAGAAAAACAUGGAACAGGAAGUGGACAGUUCGGAACCACAAGAAACAUCCUAUUCGGUAGAUGAAGAUUCCAUCAAUGGCCAAAUAAAUUCCACGGAUGAAACGGACAAAGAUUCGACACUAGAGGGAGAGUGGAAAAUACCAACAAUUGUAGUAAAAAUUGUGCCAAAACCCAAGGCAGGAGAAGUUAAAACAGAAGUAACACCAGAAGUUAACUCAGGAAUGACACCAGAAGUAACACCAGAAAUUACAUCAGAAAUUACACCAGAAAUAACAUCAAAAGUUACACCAGAAGUUAUACUAGAAGAGACAUCAGAAGUUGAAUCAGAAGUAACACCAGAAGUUACACCAGAAGCGACAUCAAAAGUUACACCAGAAGUUACACCAGAAGCGACAUCAGAAGUUACACCAGAAGUUACACCAGAAGCGACAUCAGAAGUUGAAUCAGAAGUAAUACCAGAAGUUAACUCAGGAAUGACACCAGAAGUUACACCAGAAGUGACAUCAAAAGUUACACCAAAAGUGACAUCAGAAGUUACACCAGAAGUGACAUCAAAAAUUACACCAGAAGUGACAUCAGAAAUUACACCAGAAGUUGAAUCAGAAGUAACACCAAAAGUUACACCAGAAGUGACAUCAGAAGUUACACCAGAAGUGACAUCAGAAAUUACACCAGAAGUUGAAUCAGAAGUAACACUAAAAAUUACACCAGAAGUGACAUCAGAAGUUACACCAGAAGUUAAAUCAGAAGUUACACCAAAAGUGACAUCAGAAGUUACACCAGAAGUGACAUCAGAAGUUACGCCAGAAGUGACAUCAGAAGUUACACCAGAAGUGACAUUAGAAGUUACACCAGAAGUGAUAUUAGAAGUUACACCAGAAGUAAUGACUGAAGCAGUCAUCGAAAAACAGGCUCCACAGUCAAUUCCUGGCACAUCAUCAGAAGCUUGCACAUCAACAGAAACUGCUGCGCGUACAAGAGUAAACUCUGCAAAUUUUCCAGAAAAGAAGAAUAACAAAAAGAAAUAUGGACGUUACAGAGACAGCAAGUAAGCCUUAUUAGUUUGGAAACUCAGCCUAGAUGGAAGCACUGUUCUCUCGUUCAACGUUCCUUCAAAACAGGAACAGUAGAAAAAGAAAACUGAAAGGAAGAAUCCUCAUUACAUCUUAAAUUCUACGAUUCUUUUUUUUUUUUUUGAUUUCCUUAUUUCUUUCUUUUUUUUUCAGCGAUCACAUUAUUGAUAAAAACGAAUUCUUGGUUGCUUAAAUCUAAAUAUUUAGAUUAGUUUUUGAAAUUUCAACAACCUAUCCAGUUGUACAAUAUUUAAGAAUUUGCAUUUGCUAAUAUUUGCUAGUAGAAAUUUUUUUACUCAACUUUAGUGCUUGAAAUUUCAGCGAUUCAAAUUUAUCAAAUUGAUAAUUAGAGGGAUUAAUUAGGGGAACUGACGAUUAGAGAAAAUUAUUUCGAGUGCUACCGAUAUUAACGAAAUUUCAAUAAUUCUAACUUGUCAAUUGAAUAAUUCAAGAUUAAUAAUUAUUUGUAAAAGAUAAUUACUUAUACGUAAGUACUGAAUGAACGUCAAACCAGUAUUCAAAAUUUCAACAACUCUAAUUCGUCAAGUUAACAAUUGAUUCUGCAUAAUUAUCGUGAGUGUUGUCAAAAUUAAAAAAAUUUCAGCAAUUCUAUUUUAUCAAUUUAAUCAUUUGAUUACUAUUCGAAAUUUCUCUGCCCUGCUAUAAAAAGAAACUUAAAGUGAAAGAUAUCCCGAUUCUUUUAAACGUUGAAUUCCCUGAACAAAAGGAAACUUGUCUCAUUUUCUUUUAUAGAAAUUAACUCGAGAAUUCUUACCUUGUUUAAUCUAUUCUGAGCUGCGUAACUUUAAAAAAUUCCUGCUUUUUUAGUUUUUUUAAAAAUGAAAAUAUCGUUAGGAAACAGAGUGAUGGCUACGAAGGCUUCGAGACGAUCGAGUAUCGCGACAAACGAUAAAAAAAGAAAAUUCUGGCAGAUAAUAGGAGAUAAUGGUCGAGCGAUUCUGGCCACAUUGAGCAAAAAGUGUCUGAACUAUUCGCUUUGCAGAUAAUUCCUGUAACCAUUUAUCGCGAUUGUAAUUUUCCAUUUACGAUAAGCUAUAAAAAUGAAAUCGAAAGGGAAAACGGUCAAAUAUUACCAUCUUUUAACAAAGUAAUUUUGAAACUUACUUUUGUAAAAUAAACAAAAACUAUAUUAAAAGGCGGUGAUAUUUUUAAACACGACAGGAUUAUUUUUGAAAGAAAGAAAUUUGCAAGUACACAAAAAUAUAAAAAUAGUUGGUAAUUCACGAAACAUCAAAGAUUACUCUUGAAACGAAGAAAAGAAAAGUUAUCGAAUGAUGAUUGUUAGAAACGAAAUUCCGGUUUUCAGAGCGUGAAAUGUAAACGGAGUGUGUAGAAUAUUCCGUAGCCCCUGAAGUUUCGAAAAUCGAUGUCUAUUAAAUCUGAAAAAUUCAGAAAUUAAAGACAGAAAUUAUCGAGGAACUAUUAAAAUUGAGAGAGACAAAAAUGAUGAUUAAUGAUAAAUAUGUCGAAGAAAUUCAGCUUCGAGGAUUGUUCUGUGUUUGUUCGAUUUUAAAAUUCAAAUAAAAAUACUAUGGAUCCUCAAGCAAUAUCACCUUUUAAAUUUUACAGUAUAUUUAAGAAUUCUGCGGUAAUUUGUAAUACUUGUACGAGCGAUUUAAAAUUAUUCAUAAAAACUUUCGUAAAUAAUUAAUUUAAAAAAAAGUGUAAAAUUAUUGCGAAGAAAUUAUAGAGAGAUAUUUUGUACUUUUUGGAGAAAUAUUUUUAUAUUUUUCGAGC
This is a messenger RNA of Frieseomelitta varia, 4754 nucleotides long. RefSeq names its product MAP7 domain-containing protein 3-like. NCBI's taxonomy places the organism in Eukaryota, Metazoa, Arthropoda, Insecta, Hymenoptera, Apidae. The record is from RefSeq and is a predicted model, not a curated record. The coding region runs from base 1206 to 2975 and encodes 589 amino acids. The transcript has 11 exons.